AGAGGGCGCUGUGCUACACUGAAGCGACAACAUGUGAGCAACAGCAGCUGCAGCCAAUGGAAACAUGGCGAUUCCCAGUAAUGCUGCCCGUCUCUGUCGCCUGGCGGGACGGAAUGUCAGCUCCCUGCCUGUAAUACGCAGAAGAGCUGUCAGCCUGCCGGGGAGACGAUGCUACGUUUCCACCUCGACAGGAAACAGUGAGUUAACGUUCAGGUUGAGCUAGCAUUAGCACCGAGCAUGUUAGCUUCAGAGUUGAAACAGUAACUCAGAGGUCGGUGUUCUGUGGGGCCAAGCCCAGCCCGACAAACUAUAGAUAAUUUUAUCAUUGUUCUACUCUUUUCCCACCACAAUGAUAUCUGUAACUUAGCGAUAGCAACAUGACAGUUCACACAUGUUCUUGUAGACACAGAGAAAGCUACAAGUCAACCAAACGGACCGUCUGUCCUUGUGGUUCUAAGUGCGCAUGCGUGAAUGGCACAUUUUUGUUUACGCGCUGGUGUUUAAAUGUGAUUCAAAAUCUAACUUUCAACAAAGUUUUAGUUUAGACAGCAACAUUAAAAGGUUUCAUACAAGGAAAAAGACAAUAACAUCCAGACACAUUCAUUUACAAAUAGAUUACCAGCUUUCAGUAGUAAAGCAUGUGCAUCAAUAAAUCAAAUCGAUCAAUCAAUCAAUCAGUCUCUGGCCAGAUUAUUCUUAAUCUUAGUUUAAAAAUCUUCAAAAUCGAUACCAUUAUUAAGUUUGGUGUGACCUUGUAGAAACCGCAGAUCCAGGACACAAUGUUCCUGUCUGACCAUGUCAACAAAAACUGCAAAUGUAGAAGUUCCUGAGAGCAGAGUUGUGGUAGAGCUGUUGUAUUUGGAAGCAUUAGAUUGCCCCAGUGUUCAUAAUGCUAAAGAUGGUCUGUGUAACCUGGUUGGAAUAGGAAAGCUGACUAUAAUGUGGCUUUCAUUACUAAAGUCAUCCUUAAAGCGAUACUCCAGCAUAAAAUUAAUUUAGAGUCAAACACACCGUAACACCGAGUUAGACACCCCCUCGAGAGGGGAAUGUUGCCAACCGCUUGCUUCUCUAGUUAUACCAAAUUUAGUAACGACCGCAGGAUAGCAAUACACAGCGGUCUGACGAGCCAUAAACAAACCUCAACCAAAAAGCCACUCUAUAGCCACAAAUAAUACUCAGAACAGCACCUAACUUCAUCAACAGUACAUAUAGGGUCCCAGUCAUAGCACUAGCCACCAAACAUCGUUUUAACUUUGCCUGAUUUCUUGAGCAAAGAGACUAAACACAACUCACCUACUCUCUUCCAGCAGCCGCUUGUUUGUAGCGAGACCUUAGGCCAGUCCAUAAUGGACUACAGCGGGGUGACGCAACUCAAGGAAGAACAUUUAUAAGCAUUUUUUCAUGGAAAUGCAAUCAUACUAAAAGGCUAAAACAGAAGAACUACUGCGUCUGCAGUGCAAAAUUAUUAAUAUGGUGAUUAUUACUUCAAGGAAAUGAUAAAGUUAUGAUCAUAAAUGGCUUUUUGGUUAAGUGCGUUGCUCUCUGUAUUGCUAUCGUGCGAUCAUUAAUAAAGUUGGUAUAACUAGAGAAGCAAGCGGUCGGCAACAUUCAUCUCUCGAUUGGGUGUCUAACUCUGUGUUACUGUGUGUUUGACCCUAACUUAAUUUUAUGCCGGUUAUUCCCUUAAAGAAACCUUUUUCCUCCUUUUUCUCUGUAGAUGUCAAGUUUAGGCUUGAUGAGCAGACAGCCCACAGCAGUCUGGACCUCUUUAAGAAAGACACUGGCGUGAUCUACCGCAUGCUUGGCCUGGACCCCAGCCAUGUGCAGGACAACCCUGAGCGUUUCCGAGACUGGGCUGUGGUGUUUGGUGACGAGAAGAUCAGCAGUGGACGACAUUACUGGGAGGUGACGGUCAAAAAGUCUCAAGAAUUUCGCCUUGGUGUUGCCGAGGCGUUGAUGUCUCGAGAAGACUGCGUGGGAACCAACAGCUCCUCCUGGGUGUUUGGCUACGCUCAGCGCAAGUGGUUCGCCAUGACCAAUAAGAAGAUAGUUCCUGUGACGCUGGUGGGCAAGCCGGACCGCGUGGGCAUCCUCCUCGACUUCGAACAGGGCCUUCUGGGGCUUGUGGACGCUGAAAAACCCAGGAUCAUUCACACCAUCAGGGUCCAGUUCAAAGCUCCUCUCUGUCCUGCGUUCGGACUCUGGGACGGGGAGCUGCUCACACACUCUGGCCUGGAGGAGCCAGAGGGCCUGAAGUAAAGCAGGGUUACCUGUGACACUAAUGAUUAGAGUGGACAUGAAAAUGGACAAGCUUGCCUUCUGAAUCGGGUUAUAUUCAUCUUAUUGGUGCUGGGAAAUACAAGCAAUACCUACGUCGGAAUAAGUUACAGUUUGAUCGCAGACAGCGGUUAAUUUUCUGUGGUCCAGUGUUCAUAAUCAUGACUCUUAAUAGGAGUUCAUACUUUCUGAAUACCAUCCAGCCUCAGGCGAUCAUUUCACAUAUGCUGAUUUGUGCUUAUCAUGUGUAUUACCUCUCAUACUGACGAAUAAAAAUGAUGUUUUUCUUUUGUGAGUAUUAUCAGCUGCAUUAUAUACACAGUUAUAAAUCAACUCAGAACCUUUUUUGGACUCAUGUUCAUACUGUAUAUUGUUUAAUAAAAUGACUACACUUUGAUUACUAGAAUGUCAUUUAUUUACAGCAGGAUAGUACAUAUUUACAAAGGAAAAGUCAUGCUCAGGAAUCAGAUCAUCGCCAGGGAUAAACUGAGUUGAACAGUGAUUAAACUCAGUAUAAAUCUGGAUUAGAAAUUUUAACCUAUGACUUAAAUCCUCAAAAAAUAGUGGUUGACUUUCAUAGUGGACAUACACAUGAAGUUGUUUGCAACAGUCUUUUGGAGAAACUGGAUGUACUGUACCUCAGAGUAUUUCCCCUAGUGCCCUCAAAAGUCUUUUAACGCGAGAGUAAAUCCUCUUCAAAUAAAAAAUAUAAGGUGAACACAAGCAGUGCCUAAAAGCAUAGGUGAGCGGGUGCAAAGUACAAGUCAUUCCAGCAUAAACAGCAAGAAAUGCGAAAGAACCACCUCCUGUCGAGGUAGAAUAAUAAUGAAGCAGCAGUGGGAAUAUUUAUACCAUCAUUACACAGGAGGCAUAAAACUCUCUGAUUAAAUGACACUGAUGAAGCAAAAAUAAUUCAAUGUUUAACAAUAAAUAAGCACAAUGAAUAGAUA
This is a messenger RNA of Xyrichtys novacula (pearly razorfish), 3227 nucleotides long. The record is from the annotation of a GenBank genome assembly. NCBI's taxonomy places the organism in Eukaryota, Metazoa, Chordata, Actinopteri, Labriformes, Labridae.